This is a messenger RNA of Arabis nemorensis, 1536 nucleotides long. Lineage: Eukaryota; Viridiplantae; Streptophyta; Magnoliopsida; Brassicales; Brassicaceae. The record is from the annotation of a GenBank genome assembly.
AUGGAAGAGAUUUCACCAGCAGUUGCACUGACUUUGAGUAUAGCCAACACGAUGUGUGACGCAGGAAUCUCAUCGAAUUUAGAGUUUUCCGAGCUGGAGAAUGUUACUGAUGUAGUUGACAUGUUUUGUGAUCAGAAAAACCAAAGUUAUAGUAAUGGAGAAGUUGAUUAUAUGAUGGAAGAUGUUUCAGAAGAGAAAACUUUAUCUGAAUCGAGAAGCCUGUCUUCGAAUAUUGAUUUAGCUGUCCAAGAAUCAGAAGAAGAUGAGGUAAUGGUAUCUGAUGCGACUAUUAUAAGCGAAGGUUUGAUAGUUGUAAACGCUAGGUCUGAGAUAAGUUUGCCGGAUUCAGUUGAAAUAGAUAGCGGGCGAGUUCUUGCUACGGCAAUUAUCUUAAACGAGACAACCAUAGAUCAGAUUCCCACAGCAGAAGUCCUUAUUACAAGUCUGAAUCAUGAUGUGAAUACGGAGGUGACAGCUUCAGAGGUAGUCAUUAGGUUGCCUGAAGAAAAUCUUAAUGUAGCAAGAGGAGGCAGGAGUGUCUAUGAGCUAGAAUGUAUACCUCUUUGGGGCACGGUUUCAAUUUGCGGUGGAAGAUCUGAAAUGGAGGAUGCUGUUAGAGCUUUACCUCAUUUUCUGAAAAUACCCAUUAAAAUGCUUAUGGGGGAUCAUGAAGGGAUGAGUCCAAGCCUCACACACCUCACUAGUCACUUCUUCGGUGUAUAUGAUGGCCACGGAGGCGCUCAGGUUGCUGACUAUUGUCAUGAUAGAAUUCAUAUUGCUUUGGCUGAAGAAAUCGAAUGGAUUAAAGAGGAAUUGUGCAAGAGGAACACUGGCGAAGGUAGGGAGGUCCAGUGGGAGAAAGUCUUUGUUGAUUGUUACCUAAAGGUCGAUAAGGAAGUUAAAGGGAAGAUCAGAAGACCUGUUGUUGGUUCCCCUGAUAGGAUGGUUCUUGAAGCUGUUUCCCCUGAAACCGUCGGAUCAACUGCUGUAGUUGCCUUGGUUUGCUCGUCACAUAUAAUAGUUUCCAACUGUGGUGAUUCGAGAGCAGUUUUACUCCGCGGCAAAGAAGCCAUGCCUCUAUCAGUUGAUCACAAACCAGAUAGAGAGGAUGAGUAUGCAAGAAUUGAGAGAGCUGGAGGAAAAGUUAUACAAUGGCAAGGUGCUCGUGUUUCUGGCGUUCUCGCUAUGUCCAGGUCCAUAGGUGACGAAUAUCUGGAGCCAUUUGUAAUACCAGAUCCUGAAGUGAUGUUUAUGCCACGAGCAAGAGAAGACGAGUGUCUUAUAUUGGCCAGUGAUGGACUCUGGGACGUAAUGAGUAACCAAGAAGCUUGUGAUUUUGCAAGGAAACGGAUCUUGGCGUGGCACAAGAAGUAUGGAGCCUUGCCUUUAGCUGAGAGAGGUGCAGGGGAAGACCCCGCGUCCCAAGCCGCAGCUGAUUAUCUGUCCAAGCUGGCUCUUCAAAAGGGAAGCAAAGACAAUGUCUCGAUCAUAGUGAUCGACUUGAAAGCUCAAAGAAAGUUCAAGACCAGAUCUUGA